AUAGUACACUAUGGGUGCCAAUAAACAUCACUAUAAGAAGAGGAACACAGUGUUUACCGUACGUGUAGUGGGAGGUUUUUUUUUUUGUUUUAAUCAUCGUUUGUUUCAUUUUUCUGGAUGUGCUCAAGCAGUCUCAAAGCAGCAGCCCCAUCAUCUCUCAGAUAUUUCCUCUUUAGCAGAGACUGUGUUAAAGAUGAGCAAACCAGUCUACUUUACCAGAGCUAAAGAGGAGGAAACUCUCUGGAUAGAAAGAAAGAGAGAAGAAAAGCAAACACUUACUGGGGAGGAAGCCAGACACUUCUACCAAACCCUGCUACAAGAGAAAGAUGGAGAAAGGCCAAAAGAGGGAGAAGCAGCAACCAUAAGGAGAGUGAGAAGAGGAGCAGGACCCAAUCGAAGAAGAAGAGAAGCACAACGACAAGAAGCUUCUAAUAACCAACCGGUCAGCACCUCAGAGCGUGAUGGACACGCACUCCUCCGAUGUGCCCAGGAGGGCAACACUCGGGCCUUGAAGGACCUCUUGCGGCGUGGCUGUGAUGUCAACUUCCGUGAUGAUUUUUACUGGACGGGUGUGAUGUGUGCAAGUAAGGCAGGAAAAACAGAGGCUGUCCGGCUGCUCCUGCAACACGGCGCUGCUUGGGUGGGAGUGGUGGACAAACAGGGCAGAGAUGCUCGGGAUCUGGCCCUGGAGGCAGGUCACCAGGAUGUAGUGAGAGAACUGGAGCAGUUUAGUGUGUCAGAGAUUACACACACACCUACUACAAACAAUGGAGACAGUGUUCAUUCUCAGUGGUGUAAUGUGUGUGCUGUGCAUUACACAGACAGUACUGAAGCACACAACAGAUCCACACUGCAUCAGUUCAGUGAGCUCCGCCCCCCAGCCACCCCUCAAUACUGCCUGCCUUCUUCCAGCACUAGCUAUAAAAUGAUGCUCCGCUUGGGUUGGGACCCCUCCUCUGGCCUUGGACCUGUCCAUUCCGGCCGCAAAAAUCCAGUAAGCACAGUACUAAAGAGAGAUCAGGCGGGACUGGGAUAUGGUGUGACCCCACAGCCUAAAGUCACUCACUUCAAGGCCAAAGAUCCUCAGGCAGUGCAACACUUACAUAAGGAAAAAAGACUGAGACAGGAGAGAGAAACAACGGUCAGUGCCAAACAACUUAAGAAGAAAGAAGAGAAAGACAAGAUAUGGGAGAGAGACUACCGUUCUUCAUUUAACUUUGACUUCUGACCUACCAUGGCUCUUGUGUGGAAUUUCAUGACACAAACUUCUUAUUUUUCAGUGAAAAUUCAGUGUUUUGUUUGUUUGUGUUUACUUUUCUGAAAAUGCUGAACAAACUGUUGCUUUGGGAGUAACAUUUUAUUCAGCCUAAGUGGUGUCUUGGGGGGAAAGAGAAAAGAGUAUAAAUGUGUUUACAGAGGACAACACACUUGUCGGACAAUAAAUAGGACCUGGAUGACACUUAAAAAAGUGGUCAACAAAUUACAUUAAUAUAAUUGGAUUAGAAAAUAUGAUUAAACUCAUGUUUUUUGUA
This is a messenger RNA of Megalobrama amblycephala (Wuchang bream), 1532 nucleotides long. It is a transcript of the gene gpank1, whose product is annotated as G patch domain and ankyrin repeats 1. The coding region runs from base 11 to 1228 and encodes 405 amino acids. NCBI's taxonomy places the organism in Eukaryota, Metazoa, Chordata, Actinopteri, Cypriniformes, Xenocyprididae. The transcript has 5 exons. Gene Ontology annotation, molecular function: protein binding; nucleic acid binding. The record is from RefSeq and is a predicted model, not a curated record.